AUGUUUCGUUAUGCGAUAUCAGCAUUUCGAAAUAUACGACCUCUAACGAUACCAUAUUAUAAUGCUGCCAGAAUUAUCACUAAUGAAUCAAAGAAUUUUUCUACUCUAAACUCGUUAAAUAUAAAUGCAAUAAAAAUUACAGGCUUUCAAGCAAAUUCUUUAUUAAAUAACUCACAAAUAUUGGACAUUUCUAAGACUUUAGUUGUACCAACAAGAACGGUGACUAAAUUUAGUUUAAAACGAGGCAAAAGGAAGACAGUUAAAGCAGUCGUCAAAAGAUUCUUUCGAUUACACUGGGGUGGAUGGAUCAGGACUAAAAUUGGUCGUCACAAGAAACUAUGGAAAAAAUCAGGGCCAAAUAAGCGACGCCUAAGGCAACAUGUAUUCUGCAAUUCCACUCAAACUACGUUAUUAGAUAAAAUGGUUACAAACUUUUGGAAAAAACCUAAAUAUUAUGUGGAUGACCCUUACGCACCAUACCAUACACGAGAAGAAUUUCACAUAACAAGAAAGAAACCAAGAGAUAAUUAU
This is a messenger RNA of Brenthis ino (lesser marbled fritillary), 531 nucleotides long. The record is from the annotation of a GenBank genome assembly. NCBI's taxonomy places the organism in Eukaryota, Metazoa, Arthropoda, Insecta, Lepidoptera, Nymphalidae.